AUGCUCCAUAAACUAAAUUCUCAACCGAUAAUUGCUAAAAUUCCUAAUCAACCUGGUUGCUACUUAUUUAAAGAUAAAGCCGGAACCAUAAUUUAUAUUGGCAAAGCCCAAAAUCUAAAAAAAAGAAUUAGCAGUCAUUUUUUAACUUCCCAAAACAAUUAUUUCCACCAGCAAAUCCAUAGUUUUAAUACAAUUAUUACUAGUAAUGUUAAAGAAGCCUUAAUUUUAGAACAAAAUCUAAUUAAAAAAUACCAGCCCCGUUUUAAUGUUCUGCUCAAAGAUAGUCAUUAUUAUCCUUAUUUGGAAAUUACCGCCGAGGAAAAUCCCCGCUACAAAAUAGUGCGGAAAGUAGAUAAUAAUACUCCUUUACUUGGAAAGAAAAUUAACUCUGAAAAAAAAAGUGAGUAUUUUGGACCUUUCCCCGACGGAAGCAAAGCCCGGGAAAUUUUACAAUUACUAGAAAGAUUAUUCCCCCUUGCUAAAUGCAAGGGUAACCUAGGAAAACCUUGUUUUUACUAUACUAUUAAUCAAUGUUCCGGUCAUUGCUGGCAAAAAGUAAACCCCUCCUAUUAUGAAAAUAUUAAAAAAGAAGUCCGAAAAUUUUUUCGCGGUCAAACUCAGGAUAUAAAAAAGAAAGUUAAAAAUUCUCUACAAAAAAAUAUUACCAAUUUAGCCUUUGAAAUCGCCCAAAAAGAAAAAAAAAUACUAGAUAAUAUUGACCUUUUUACUAGCCAGCAAAAUAUUGAAUUUAAAAAAGGAGAAAAUUGCGAUUUUUUGGGCAUCUAUGAGCAGGAGAAUGUUAUGGCUUUUUAUCUCCUUAUUUAUCGUUAUGGGAAAUUAGUGGCUACUGAUGAAGCCGCCUUCCCAAUUUGGAGCAACCAAGCGGAAGUUUUUGAAACUUAUCUUUAUCAGUUUUAUCAAAAUAAUUUACCCCCGCAAAUCCUUUAUAUUUCCAAAAAAUUGCCCGGAGUUGAAUUAUUAGGAGAGGAAUUUGGAUUUACUUUAAAAUCACCUCAACGAGGCCGAAAAAAGGAACAAGUAAAUAAAGGCCAAGUGCUAGCCGACAUUAGCAAAUUUUUGUCUGUUCCAGUGCCUAAUUAUAUUGAGUGUUUGGAUAUUUCUAACCUCUAUAAGCAAGAUAUAGUAGCCGGAUUUUUGGUUUUUAUUAAUGGAGCAAAAAAUCUAAUUAAAAGUAAACUAUAUAAACUAACUGGAACCGAGCAGGAAAGUGAUAUAUCCCGCAUAAAAAUGGCUUGCUUAACUCAUUAUCAAAAAUAUUCCCAAGCAAGAAUGCCCGACCUUCUAAUCGUAGAUGGAGGAAAGGAACAAGUGAGGGUAGUGAAAAGAACUUUAAAAGAACUGAGCCUAAAAGUCCCGAUAAUUGGACUAGCCAAGGAUGAAAAACAUCAAACUGCCAAAAUAAUUACUAGUGAUUUGAAAGAAUUAGAUUUUGGCAAAAAGGAGAGAAUUAGAAAUUUUUUUAUUAAUUGCCAGGAAGAAGUUCACCGUUAUGCGAUUAAUUUCCACCGCCAAUUACACCGGAAAGGCGUUUUAAAAAAUUAA
Messenger RNA from Ambispora leptoticha, 1563 nucleotides. NCBI's taxonomy places the organism in Eukaryota, Fungi, Glomeromycota, Glomeromycetes, Archaeosporales, Ambisporaceae. The record is from the annotation of a GenBank genome assembly.